CAAAUCCGCCACGAGCUCUCCUUACUGUUCACCCGUCAAUCUCGAGGCGGGCUUCCGCAAGUUACUCACGAAGUCCGAUGGAGCGUCGAUUUUGUAGAUCACGAUGUCGUCUGCAGUAACAAAGCGUAAAUACGUAUUCCAAGAGCUCGGCGACAUGAGUCUUCCUACGGAUUCGCAAAGUAUCGUACGAAUUGUCCAGGCGCGCGGGCACAAUCUUCACGAAGUCGUCACCCCCACCGGAGAACGGUUCAUCGUCUCGAUGCCCACCAAGUUCAGGCAAAACAUCUGGGUGAAGAGGGGUGAUUACAUUGUUAUCGUGCCAAUCGAGGAAGGCAAGAAAGUCAAGGGCGAAAUUGUUAAGAUACUCACAAAGGAUCACAUAAAAUGGUAUCGUGAACAGAAUUGUUGGCCGCCGGAAUUCGAUGAGGAUCCAAAGAGGAACGGGCAUUCGAUAGCGACGAAUUACACUACGUGCGAUGACGAGGAGCUUUUCGUAAAUACGAAUAGGUGCCCCACUAAUCAGAUAGACGACAGUGAAAGUGAUUCAGAUUGUGAAUCAGAUUCUCAUUAACUCAAAACUUUCCUUUUUGCAUACGAUGCAAAAGUGUACAUACAUAAUUUUGUAUCUGUAAAUUAAGAAGCAAGUUUUUCUUAUUACCUUUAUGUACCUAGGUUAAAUAAAGUAUUUUUUUGCAUAUAACAUCGAGCUGUGUCCUCUAUGUCCGAAUUAUUGUAAAAUUUGAUUUAAACUUUGUGGAAAAAACUUGAGACUUCUUUUCAACUUACAAUACAUUCUCUAUAUUCU
This is a messenger RNA of Wasmannia auropunctata (little fire ant), 805 nucleotides long. Its product is annotated as probable RNA-binding protein EIF1AD. Gene Ontology annotation, biological process: translational initiation. Gene Ontology annotation, molecular function: translation initiation factor activity; RNA binding. Bases 104 to 571 code for a protein of 155 amino acids. The transcript is spliced from 3 exons. The record is from RefSeq and is a predicted model, not a curated record. Gene Ontology annotation, cellular component: nucleus. NCBI's taxonomy places the organism in Eukaryota, Metazoa, Arthropoda, Insecta, Hymenoptera, Formicidae.